AUGUCCAAGAGCUGGGAAGAACUCGGCGACCCGAGCGUGCCCGAUUACACCCUCGUCGGCGACCCGGACUCCUUUCGUGCGGCAGUGUGCGUACAGCUCGCAGGACCGUCGUACAGGAAGACAAAGUGGCUCGUCAAGCGUGGCCGUAAUGACGUCCCCCGUGAACCCUGGCAGUACACCUCGCCGGGUCGGAACGGCGAGACACAGUGCUGGGACAAGAAGGUCCAGGACGUAGUCCUGCAAGGACGGAACAUUGCUCGUUACGUCCUGACGAUUGAGGACUCGGACCUCAUGAUCCACCGUAACCUGUAUAAUCUGGAGCAGAACCUGACCGAUAUGGCGCGGUUCGAGACGGCUGCCGCAGUGGAGGAGAACGGCUUCGCGCCCGUCGCGACCGAGCUGCUGAAGGAAGCCAAGGCCAAAGCUGCCGGAAUCCUCGACACUGUUUUCCGAACGUACCGCAACUGGAUCGAGAUGCGGGACGGGUACCUCGUCUGUGAUAGGAAGACCAUGCCGGACGUGCUGCACGUGCCCCUUAUCCGGGCGCUGAGUGAGUACCCCGACACCUUGUCCCUGCUCCGGGAGGAGAACUUUGCCGCUGUCGCAAAGUGGUGGAAGGAGAUGGCAGAGGUGAACGUCCAGACAACGGGUUUGGCAUGA
This is a messenger RNA of Trichosporon asahii var. asahii CBS 2479, 660 nucleotides long. RefSeq lists its product as uncharacterized. The record is from RefSeq and is a predicted model, not a curated record. Lineage: Eukaryota; Fungi; Basidiomycota; Tremellomycetes; Trichosporonales; Trichosporonaceae. The coding region runs from base 1 to 660 and encodes 219 amino acids. The transcript has 5 exons.